Messenger RNA from Saxophila tyrrhenica, 1302 nucleotides. RefSeq lists its product as uncharacterized. Gene Ontology annotation, molecular function: magnesium ion transmembrane transporter activity. Gene Ontology annotation, biological process: magnesium ion export from mitochondrion. NCBI's taxonomy places the organism in Eukaryota, Fungi, Ascomycota, Dothideomycetes, Mycosphaerellales, Extremaceae. Bases 1 to 1302 code for a protein of 433 amino acids. The record is from RefSeq and is a predicted model, not a curated record. The transcript has a single exon.
AUGGUCUUCAGCCGUCUGGCUGAGUAUCUGCCCACCUCCGGUCAAUCUCCUCUCAACUAUACCGACAAUGGGGGCGAGCAGUCGGCGGUUAGUAUGCAGGGCGUCACAGGACGGCAGGAAGAAGGCUUUCGGACGGAUACAGACCCCGGCGUCUCUCCUACCACAGCGAUAGAGGAUGCGCCAAUUUACCGUGCGCCCUAUCUGCACGCCAUGUUGGCUGGCGGCUUAGGAGGCACAAUGGGGGACAUGUUGAUGCAUAGUUUGGACACGGUCAAGACGAGACAACAGGGCGAUCCGCAUCUGCCACCCAAGUAUGCCACCAUGGGCAACUCGUACUGGACGAUCCUACGGCAGGAAGGCGUUGCACGAGGACUGUACGGUGGUGUCACGCCCGCUUUCUUGGGUUCCUUCGCUGGUACCUUUAUAUUCUUUGGGGCAUACGAAUGGAGCAAGCGCUUCAUGCUGGAUCACGGCGCACCUGGCACCAUGGCCUAUCUUUCAGCUGGCUUCUUCGCAGAUCUGGUCAUCAGUCCACUCUACGUCCCAACGGAGGUGUUGAAGACGAGACUACAGCUGCAAGGAAGAUACAAUAAUCCCUACUUCAGCUCUGGGUACAACUACCGCUCUACGAUGCACGCGCUGCGUACGAUCUACCGAACGGAAGGGCUCGGAGAGUUCUUUUCUGGGUAUAAAGCGACCAUCUAUCGUGAUCUGCCAUUCUCCGCCGUUCAGUUUGCUAUCUAUGAGCAGGAACAGCGGAUUGCGAAGAAGUGGGCGGGUCAAGGACAGGACAUUGGGCUGCCCUUGGAGAUCUUCACUGGGUUCAGCGCGGGCGGCAUAGCAGGAGCGUUGACAUGCCCUAUGGAUGUUGUCAAGACGCGCAUCCAGACCGAGCUGGAUCCUGCGGUCGUUGCUGCCGCGAGACAACAGAAGCAGGUGAAGAUGGAUUCUAAAGCAGCUACUCCUGGAUCUACGACAGCAGCGGUGGUUCAGCGGCCGAGCACAGCAUCCGCUUCGGCCCCUCAGCAUCAGCGACAAGCUAUCUCGACCACCAGCCCGAGCACGACGCUCAAACGGCAUGGCCAGGUCAGCUUGGACACCGAGUCGGUCAUGAAAGCGCUUCGGAUCAUCUACAGAACCGAAGGAUUGGCCGGCUGGUUUCGAGGAGUGGGCCCACGGUUCGUCUGGACGGGUAUGCAGAGCGGAACAAUGCUGGUGAUCUAUCAGAAGCUGCUCAAGUGGUUUGAGCUCCAUCCGAUUAUGGGAGAUGGCAACACAGGACUGCGAGGUGUAAGAGCGUAG